Messenger RNA from Fusarium musae, 2571 nucleotides. RefSeq lists its product as uncharacterized. Bases 1 to 2571 code for a protein of 856 amino acids. The transcript has 2 exons. NCBI's taxonomy places the organism in Eukaryota, Fungi, Ascomycota, Sordariomycetes, Hypocreales, Nectriaceae. The record is from RefSeq and is a predicted model, not a curated record.
AUGGCUGAAGUCGCUGGGCUCGCACUAGGCGUCGUAGGUGUCGCUGGUCUUAUCGGCGCUUUUAAGGACACGAUCGAUGUUUUCAAUACCGUUGUAGAUAUGCGUCAUAUGGGCCGUCAGUACCAAGUUCUCGAUAUCAAGCUAGAUAUUGAAAAGGCCCUUCUCCUCCAGUGGGCAGAUCGGGUCAAGCUUCUUCAACCUAAUCACGACGUGCGACUCGAUGAACCGAGUACCCAGACUCUUGUUUUGCGUAUUCUUAGUUCUAUUCGAUCGAUUUUGACGGACACGAACCAGUUACAACAACGAUAUGGGUUGCGACGGGAAAAUGACACUGAGACGCCGACCCUGCCUCCCAUCUCAACUUCAAUGAGUCUUGGGCCGGACCUUUCAGAGCUACCGCCCGAACUACUCACCGGGUCUCUUCCGCUACAACAUGCUACUUCCGGCCAAAGACGAGAUUCAUCGCAAUCUGGCUGGAGGUUCAGUCAGCAUCGGAUGAAGAGCUUUAUGAGACGGCUCGAGGCACUCCCAGUUGCGGUACAAGGCCAGGCAACUACAACAUCUGUUGCCCAAAAGACACGUUGGGUCAUCAGGGACAAAGAGAAAUUUGAGGUUCUUGUCCAAGAUCUUGCGGAGCUGACAGCCAAGCUCGAUCAAGUGGUUCCUCCAGAGAGUUCCGAAACAGCUUGCUCGAUGAUCCAGAGUGAUAUCGAGCUCAUCAAGAAGGAUGUGCGACAGCUGUUGUUGUUCCAGGAAGCGGCAGGAAACCAUGCAGCUAUUGCUCAAUCAACAGAGCAGAAUCUGGAUAGAAUGCGUCAGGCUCGCAUCCUGAACACGCUGUGGUUCAGGAUGAUAAACGACAGGUCCGAAAGCAUCUCGAGAAAUCACCGAGAUACACUUCAAUGGGCAAUCGAAGAAAUACUUGAACGAGAGUCCAGCCUGCGGGAUAAGGAUCUGACCACCCAUGAUGAUAUCACUUUACCUUCGGUAGCGGAGACCCGGCAAGCGUUUGAAGUUAUCUCCGCAAACAGCGACAGGAUAGGACACAUUUGCUUCUUCAUCGACGGGCUUGAUGAACUUGUUGGGGAGUACGCUGAUAGUAUCGACUUUAUUAGCAACCUGGCUCGGAACAAACAGUCCAAAGUCAUAGUGUCCAGUAGACCUAUUCCAUCUUGCGUCGCCGCCUACCGAAAGUACCCCCAUAUGAGGCUGCAAGAACUUACGCGACGGGACAUACAAGCAUAUGUUGAGUUCAAAGUCGGGGACCACCCCUCAAUGAAACGACACAUGAGACGCUAUCCCACAGAGUCAGCCUCUUUGAUGAGUGAACUUGUUGAUAAGUCUUGUGGAGUCUGGCUCUGGAUAAUACUCGCUUGUCGAUCUAUCUGUGGAGGCUUUGAUGACCAUGAUCGCCUUGCAGAGAUUCGUCGUCGCGUGGACGAACUCCCUCCAGAACUUAAAGACAUGUUCAUGCAUAUGCUUAGCAAGAUUCACAGACGGCAUCAAGAACAAGGAGCUCGGUUGCUCAAGAUCUGCUACACAUAUCAGAAGACCAAGUCGCCCUUCCUUCAGAAAGGCUUAUACGCGCUAGGCCUUGCCCUCGUGGAUGACUAUAAUGCGCAGCCCGUGUGCAUUGAGCCUCUUGACGCUGAGGACAAGCUGGAGAUAUGUGAAGAACUUGAAGGUCGGCUGAGGAGUCGAUGCUGGGGAUUACUAGAGUUUGCGAACUCCAAGGGUGCAACCUCGGGUGGUGCCAUAACAGAGGCAAAGGUCAUGUUCAUGCACCGAACAGUCUUUGAGUUUCUGAGCGAUGAGAAUUCAUGGAAGCUCGACUGUCUGCAGAUAAAAGACGCUGAAUUUGAAUCAGCUACAGCGUUAUCACUAUACGGUGUACAUAUGGCUGUCCAGAAGCAUUGUGAGGAUAAUCAAGUCGCGGCCAUGGAUCUCUUCGAGGAGGGACUCUGGUGGGGAGCUGAAGCCGACAAGCAGAGACCCGCUGACAGUAACAACUGCCUGUUCCAUCUUUCGCCCUUUAUUUCACUUUUAUCAGAAUGGAGAGGCUCAUGCCUUACACUUAAGAGACUUGCAAAGGCAUCAAACUCUGGUAAGGUGUGCAACCCUUCAUAUACGAAUAAUUGUCCACCUAUCGCAUUACUACUCGCCGUUGAGGCGGGUGCAAUGAACUUUGUUAAGACCCAUUCCAGCUUCACAGCAUCAGUUCAUGACUGUCAACGUGGAUGCAAGCCCCUUCUAUACCAUGCCCUCAGAAAACAAUUUCUCAGUGGCAAAUUUAACGAUCAGCCAGCAGACUCACGUUUCAGCUCCUCUCACAUGGUUGAGAUGCUGCUUCUAUCGGGCUGUGAAGCCACCAGUCUCGUUUCAAUUAGUGGAUGGGAGACAAGUCUUUGGUCCUUGUGGUUGGAGGAGCUGACGAGGCUUACGGCUUAUGAUCUGAACGAAGAUGAGAAGGCUACUCUAGCUAAUAUCUCCAAGAUGUUUCGCACAGCAAAUGAGUUGAGGCCAGAAGGGUUUGAUGAUGCGAUUAUUGAUUGGCCUGGUGUUGCGUACUAG